Molecule: messenger RNA, 2087 nt
Organism: Spinacia oleracea (spinach)
Lineage: Eukaryota; Viridiplantae; Streptophyta; Magnoliopsida; Caryophyllales; Amaranthaceae
Product: probable aminotransferase ACS12
Exons: 4
Coding region: 275-1906 (543 amino acids)
Biological process (GO): amino acid metabolic process; biosynthetic process
Molecular function (GO): pyridoxal phosphate binding; L-aspartate:2-oxoglutarate transaminase activity; aromatic-amino-acid:2-oxoglutarate transaminase activity
Source: RefSeq, a predicted model, not a curated record
AGUCCCAAACAAAUUGAUCUUGGCACUAAAAAAUUCUCUCCUCAGAAGUCGUUGAAAUAAGCAACUGUCCCAGGGUCAUCUCCCGCAAUCCAAGAGGCUUCCACACCCACAGUCCACACAUACCCAAAUAAAGAGCGCCAACUGACGUACACUACUCAAUCUAAACUAAUUCAUUUCCUGCAUAAUUAUUUCAUUAAUCAAUCUUAAUUCUUCUUCUUCUCUCACGCUAACUCUCAAAUCCACCGCAAAAUAUGCCGAAUCACCACCAUCAAACAUGACCCUUUUCAAACGCACCGCCGAGAAACCCACCGGAAAACCCACAACCACCGGAAGAACAUCCAUCUCCGGAGACGCUUCCGGUGGAGGUACAGCGAUGAGAAUAAUUGUUCCCUUACAAGGUGUUGUUCAGGGAAGAGGAGGUCUCUUCUUUGGCUCUGUUAUUCCUUGUGCUCUCUUUUACUUUCUUCAGCUUUACCUUCGAAGAAAUCGCCCCGAUGAAGAUAAUAAUAGUGAUGAUAUUAACUCUCCGCCACCGCCACCGGUGUUGGAGAGGUGUCAUUCGAGGUUGCUUCUCUCUCCUAGAGGCCCAUCUGGCCCGGCACACCUCUCUUCCCGGGCUGUUAAAUCUGUUGACACCUCGCCGUAUUUUGUUGGUUUGAGUCGGGCUUCUGAUGACCCGUUUGAUCAGUCGGGUAAUCCUGAUGGUGUUAUUCAGCUUGGCUUGCCUGAAAAUCAUGUGUGUGAAGAUUUGGUGAGAGAAUGGAUGGUGGAGAAUGGGAGAAAAUCCAUAUUGAUGGGUACUAGAAAUGAGUACUGUGGUGGAACAGAUGAAAUGAGUAUAAGUGGGACUGCAACUUAUCAACCUUUUCAUGGAAUCAUGGAAUUGAAAAUGGCAGUAGCAGGAUUCAUGUCUGAAAUGACAGAAAGAAGGGUCCAUUUUGAUCCGUCCCAAAUAGUUAUGACUGCAGGUGCAACCCCAGCAAUUGAGAUCCUCAGCUUCUGCUUAGCAGAUCCUGGAAAUGCAUUUCUUGUUCCUUCUCCAUACUACCCUGGAUUCGACAGAGAUAUAAAGUGGCGAACUGGUGUUGAGAUAAUUCCCGUCCCUUGCCGUAGUGCUGAUAAUUUCAGCCCAAGUAUUACAGCCCUUGACCGUGCUUUCCACCAGGCAAAGAAGCGUGGCAUGAAAGUUCGUGGGAUAAUCAUUUCAAACCCCUCAAAUUCCAUGGACAACAAUCUCAAGCUUAGUAGAGAAACACUUUACAGCCUCAUAGAUUUUGCUACAGAGAAGAACAUCCACAUAAUAUCCAAUGAAAAUUUCGUGGGGUCCACUCACGGUGGAGAAGAAUUCGUCAGCAUGGCUGAAAUUGUUGAAUCAGAAGAUCUUGAGCGCAACAGAGUCCAUAUAGUCUACAAUCUAUCAGAAGAUCUUUCUCUUAGUGGUUUCAGAGCAGGAGUAAUCUAUUCCUUUAAUCAAAAUCUUUUGGCUGCUGCUACAAAAAUGGUGCGGUUUUCUCCUUUAUCAUCUGUAAUCCAACGUCUGCUAUUCUCAAUUCUUUCUGAUACAAGAUUCAUUCAGACAUUGAUACAGACUAAUAGAGAGAGGUUACAAAGAUUGUAUGAGAAAUUUGUGGGUGGAUUGAGGGAAUUGGGUAUUGUAUCCACAAAAAGCAGUGGAGGUUUCUGUUGUUGGGUUGAUAUGAGUGGAUUAAUUCGGUCUUAUAGUGAGAAAGGAGAGAUUGAGCUUUGGGAUAAGUUGUUGAAUAUAGCCAAGAUCAAUGUAAUUCCUGGAUCUUCAUGCCACUGCAUUGAGCCUGGAUGGUUUCAGUUCUGUUUUGCUACUUUGACUGAGGAGGAUAUUCCUGUAGUUAUGGGAAGAAUCCGAAGGAUUAUGGCCGGAAACAUGUAAAUCUCAUUAGUUGGGUUGCUAUUCAUUCAUUGUAUUUAAAAGUGUAUAGUCUAGUUCAAAAGGAAACUAUAUUGGUAGGAUAAGGAUAAGCUAUUCAUUCAUUGUGUUUCUUGUAUUGAUAUCUGAAUCUCUUAUUGGAGAUGAAAAUAAUAAAAAGCUGGUCGAUAUCUUCAUAUGGAAA